Molecule: messenger RNA, 904 nt
Organism: Hevea brasiliensis (rubber tree)
Lineage: Eukaryota; Viridiplantae; Streptophyta; Magnoliopsida; Malpighiales; Euphorbiaceae
Product: germin-like protein subfamily 1 member 11
Exons: 2
Coding region: 58-753 (231 amino acids)
Cellular component (GO): cell wall
Molecular function (GO): manganese ion binding
Source: RefSeq, a predicted model, not a curated record
CUCAUCCCUUACAAAAACAAAACUCACCAAAGAAUUCUAAGCUUCCCAGCAAACAUAAUGAAAGGUUCUAAUUUCCUCGUAGCUCUUGCUUUCUUGGCUUUGGCUUCCUCAUUUGCCAUUGCUUAUGACCCUAGCCCUCUCCAUGACUUCUGUGUGGCAACUGAUGAUGCUAGCUCUGGUGUGUUGGUGAAUGGAAAAUUUUGCAAGGACCCAGACCAUGUCACAGCAGAUGAUUUCUUCUAUUCUGGGCUUAAUAUUGCCAGCGAAACUUCCAAACAACUUGGAGCACGUACCAACCUUUUGACUGUGGAUUCGAUACCAGGACUUAAUACUAAUGGCCUAUCCAUUGUUCGUAUCGAUUAUGAAGCAAAUGGUGGACUAAACCCACCCCACCAUCACCCUCGAGCUUCAGAGAUCUUAACUGUCUUGGAAGGAACUUUGUAUGCUGGUUUUAUCACAUCCAAUCCUGAUCAUCGUGUUUUUGCCAAAGUUCUCAAGGCAGGAGAUGUUUUUGUAUUUCCAUUUGGACUCAUUCACUUCCAGUUGAAUAUUGGAAAAAAUCCUGCAGUUGCCAUAGCAGCAUUAAACAGUCAAAAUCCAGGAGUUGUGACAACAGCAAAUACAGUUUUUGGAGCUAGCCCAUCCAUUAAUCCUGAUGUUCUAACAAGAGCAUUCCAUCUUGACAAGGAUUUAGUCACCAAACUUCAGAGACAAGAAUGGGUGAAUCCAUCAGAUCUUAACAGCUAUUCUUGAAUUUAUUCAAGCAAAUGUCAUCAUUUAGGUCAUUUGAUCACUAUUAAUUGUAAUAAAUAAAAAGGAAAAUUCAUGUUGUUUGUAUUCAUCUUCCAAUGUAUUGAUUAAUAAUAAAGGUAAUAAGAUAUGCCUAUUGCCUCUUUCAAUAAUU